AGAAAAGUUGUCAACCAUGCCGGAACCAUCAGGACAGAAGUCUGCACCCAAGAAGGGCUCCAAGAAAGCCGUGACCAAAGCCGGUCCCAAGGGCACCAAGAAGAGGCGAAAGAGCAGGAAGGAGAGCUAUGCCAUCUACGUGUACAAGGUGCUGAAGCAGGUGCACCCCGACACCGGCGUCUCCUCCAAGGCCAUGAACAUCAUGAACUCGUUCGUCAACGACAUCUUCGAGCGUAUCGCGUCCGAGGCUUCUCGCCUGGCUCACUACAACAAGCGUUCUACCAUCACGUCCCGGGAGAUCCAGACCGCGGUUCGCCUGCUCCUGCCCGGCGAACUGGCCAAGCACGCCGUGUCUGAGGGAACCAAGGCCGUGACCAAGUACACCAGCUCCAAGUAAACUGUGGACACCAGUUUAAAAACCCAACGGCUCUUUUCAGAGCCACCUAUCUGUUCUUUAAGUCUACUCCUCCUCAAAAAUAACAUUCUUUAAUGUAUUAUAACAUAAUAUAUUUUUACUUUUAAGAAGUUUAUACUAAAGGUAAAACUGGUCUUGUUAUAAAUAGUGAAUUACCUUGUUAAUUAAGUGAGCUGCCCUCACAAGACUACAAUGUUACUGCAGGUGGGCACAACGCCAUGACAGUUGAAGUUGUUGUGACAGCAGGUAAUUUAAACAUGCAGCAGUAGUGUGACACAGGGUGUGGUCGCUCAGUGGUUAAGACUGGUACGUCACGUGCAGAAGAUAUCAUCGUCACGAGUUGUGAGUCGCUUUGGACAAAAGCGUCUGCCAUGUGACAUGUAAUAUGACACUUUAUUUUGUACCCACAGUCAGCUGUAGGUAGGCUUAAUGUUUCAUGUUUUGAUUUUAAUUAAUUUUUCAUUACUUAGAAGCUGAGGUGACUGAAACUAGUUUCCCUUUGCACAAUCACUAAUUAAGCAAAAAACACUCUUGAAACCCACCGUGUAUUUUAGUUGUUUCUAUAAAGUGUAUAAACUAUAAAA
Messenger RNA from Solea senegalensis (Senegalese sole), 999 nucleotides. RefSeq names its product histone H2B-like. The transcript has a single exon. Bases 17 to 397 code for a protein of 126 amino acids. Gene Ontology annotation, cellular component: nucleosome. The record is from RefSeq and is a predicted model, not a curated record. Gene Ontology annotation, molecular function: protein heterodimerization activity; structural constituent of chromatin; DNA binding. NCBI's taxonomy places the organism in Eukaryota, Metazoa, Chordata, Actinopteri, Pleuronectiformes, Soleidae.